GCGUCCACUGCGGGGUGGACCUGUAGGUGUAACAGCACCUGUAUUGGCAUCUGUGCUGCUCUCUGUAACCUUCUCUUCAGCUGUAUUUGUGUCAAUAGCUUCAUGUGCCAUGGUUCCUCCACCUGUGAUGGCACCUCAGCUGGUGGUGCCAUCACUCGCUGUACCUGCUGCUGGAUGCGUCAAGGGCAGUUCUGUUUAACCUCUUUAUCAAUGAUCUGGAUGAAGGGAUUGAGUGCACCCUUAGUAAAUUUGCAGAUGACAACAAAUUGGGUGGGAGUGUUUCAUCUACUGACAGGGAACGCUCACUUCCCUGGUCCUGCUGGCCACACUAUUCCUGAUACAAGCCAGGAUGCUGGUGGCCUUUUUGGCCACCUGGGCACACACUGGCUCAUGUUCAGACGCUGUCACCAACACCCUUAGGGCCUUUUCCUCCAGGCACUUUCCAGCUGCUCUUCCCCGGCCUGCAGCGUUCAUGCAGCACAUCCAUGUUCACUGCCCAUCAGAGCCACCUUUACUUUGCUUUUCCUGAUAUGUCAUCUCUGCUUCCAGUUUUCUUCUCUACCCAGACCCUGCACCUGGUUUCUCAGUAGUGUUCCUCGGUGGGACCCAUUAGCACUACAAGGAAGUUUGGAGUUUGAAUCUGACAUUGACUUCUUGAGAUGUUUCUUCAACUUCCUCUCAGGGCCUGAGGUUCAUGGACUCAGCAGCAAACCCACCAGAGGGGUCAUUAAAGUGCCUUGUGCUGCUCCUGUGCUGCUGAGCUGGGCUGGGCUCCUGGCACAGAGGGAGCUCAUGGCAGCGGCAGCGCUGCAGAGAGACAGCUCUGCCCAGGAGCAGCUCCUCUGCACACGCAGCAGGGAUGAGGGCUCUGCCUGGAGCUGCUGAGGAGGGAGGAGUGAGGAAGUGGCUCAGGACUGGGACUGUAACUGAGAGUUCACUGGAGGAGACAUCUCUGCAGCCCUUGACAUGGUAAGUCUCUGGGUGCAGGGUAAUUCAGCUGUAGCUCCUGGAGUCACACAGAGCUGUCCCUGGGCAGUGCCGGCUGCUGGGAGGGGUCUGCAGGGCAGAGCUGAGCACACAGCGAGUGGGAUGGGAUCUGUGGCACUGACAGCAGGAGACCUGGGGACACAGACACAGCUGCAGGCAGGGACAGCUCCAGGCAGCAGAGCAGGGGGUGUUCAGGAGCUCUUUCGGUCCUUGUCUGCAGAUGAUGCUGGGUGUUGUGUGCUGGGCAAUGAUCUGACUGUCCCUUUAGGACAUGUCGCUUUCAGGAGCCUGACCCUGCUCUGCCUGUCCUGCUGGGCUCACGAGCUGCCCCCAGAAAGGCUCAGGUCUGCUGUAGGAUCCCAGCAGUGCUGAGCCUUUCCUUGGGGUCCGCACUGUCCUCUCAGAGUUCUUUGCUUCACUCGGUGAGAGGUCGGGUCCUGCUCUCUCCAUCACAUCUCCGACAGUGGGCUGGAACAGAGAACAGUUUGCAGAUCUGCCCUUUCAAACAAUGCUCCCCCGCUCCCAUAUGAGUCCAAAUAUUUGGGGUUUUUUAAGGAGUAAUUUGUGUGUGAAGUCAUCUUCAAAGUAGCACAAGCAAAGGCACAGGAGCGAUGGCAAGAAGACUGAUGGACUCUUCUGCUGUCCUGACUCUGCACUGAGCCACAGAAAGAUGAGCCCUUUCGCCUGUCCUCUCUCAAGACUCUUCACAUUUUACCUCAUAAAGAUGAAGAUUUUGACCCCUACAAAAACCCAGUCACGGGAUGUGAUGGUGAAAAACUAAAAACACAGACAAAAUCAUUACAAAGACAUGUUAAAACACGGCUCUGCUUCCCGUGCUUUUCAGUGUCAAGAGUGCAGAUACUGACGAUUUCCAUUAACAAUGCAUAAAAUCGGACACCGCUUGUGAACGUUGGAGCUGCCACAACCCAGCUCCCGUGUCCCCAGUGCAGCAGAGCAGAGCUGGCUGCUUGGCAGCACACGGGCAGAGGUUCUGCUGCUCACAGCACACUCAGCCAGCACAGACCAGAGAAAGGAAACGCAUUUCAGUUGGGGUGAUGUUAAUGAAAAAGAGAGUAGUUUUGCUCCGUGGAGUCUGUCCUAAUAUUAAGUUGUUGUUUCCUUUUUUGAACAGAGAAACAGCCAAUGUCCAACAGCAGCUCCAUCACCCAGUUCCUCCUCUUGCCAUUCACAGACACACGGGAGCUGCAGCUCUUGCACUUCUGGCUCUUCCUGGGCAUCUACCUGGCUGCCCUCCUGGGCAACGGCCUCAUCAUCACCACCAUAGCCUGUGACCAGCACCUCCACACCCCCAUGUACUUCUUCCUCCUCAACCUCUCCCUCCUUGACUUGGGCUCCAUCUCCACCAUUGUCCCCAAAUCCAUGGCCAAUUCCCUUUGGGACACCAGGACUAUCUCCUAUCGAGGAUGUGCUACACAGCUCUUUUUUUUUCUCUCCUUGAUCUCUGUUGAGUAUUCCCUUCUCACCAUCAUGGCCUAUGACCGCUACGUUGCCAUCUGCAAACCCCUGCACUACGGGACCCUCCUGGGCAGCAGAGCUUGUGUGCACAUGGCAGCAGCUGCCUGGGCCAGUGGCUUUCUCAACACUUUUCUACACACGGUCAACACAUUUUCACUGCCACUCUGCAAGGGCAAUGCUGUGGACCAGUUCUUCUGCGAAAUUCCUCAUAUCCUCAAGCUCUCCUGCUCACACUCCUACCUCAGGGAAGUGUGGCUUCUUGUUGUUAGCUCCUGUUUAGUCUUUGGGUGUUUUGUGUUCAUUGUGGUGUCCUAUGUGCAGAUCUUCAGGGCCGUGCUGAGGAUCCCCUCUGAGCAGGGACGGCACAAAGCCUUUUCCACGUGCCUCCCUCACCUGGCCGUGGUCUCCCUGUUUGUCAGCACUGGUAUUUUUGCUCACCUGAAGCCCCCUUCCAUCUUCUCCCCAAACCUAGAUCGGGUGGUGUCCGUUCUGUACUCGGUGGUGCCUCCAGCAGUGAACCCCCUCAUUUACAGUAUGAGGAACAAAGAGAUCAAGGAUUCCCUGAGGAAAUUAUUUGACCAAGGAAUACUGCAGUAUCAAUAAGCAGUCUAUCAUCCUCAGGAGAAAGCUUGGAGGCUUUUUUUAACAUAUAUGUCUUGGUUUUCUUUUUGUUUAAUAUACUUCAAAUCAUAUUCCCACUGAAAGAAUAUUAUUUAUUGCCCUCUACCAGUGUUUUGUGGUGUAAAGUCCUCAUAUACAAAUGGAGCAUUGCUCCCAGUGCAGGUAAACACAGCAAAGAAACCAGCAGGA
Molecule: messenger RNA, 3273 nt
Organism: Columba livia (rock pigeon)
Lineage: Eukaryota; Metazoa; Chordata; Aves; Columbiformes; Columbidae
Product: olfactory receptor 14I1-like
Exons: 1
Coding region: 2131-3066 (311 amino acids)
Biological process (GO): G protein-coupled receptor signaling pathway
Cellular component (GO): membrane
Molecular function (GO): odorant binding; G protein-coupled receptor activity; olfactory receptor activity
Source: RefSeq, a predicted model, not a curated record